AACAACAAAGAUAUUUCAUAUUGUAACGAAGACAUUCAGAAAAGCUAAAUGUCCCGUUAUAUAAUAUCGUUUAAAAACAAAAAAUUUAAAAAACUUUCCCGCAUUUUCCAUUUACAUUCAAAACCGCAAGAAAAUAUACAUCGAUCUCCUUGCAAAAGCACUGUACUUUUUGUACCUGCAUCUUCAAUGGAAAAUUCUCACACGUUAGAUAUUAAAUAUUCAGUCCGAAGGGUUUCAGUAUUACAAGAGCUGGUUUUCAAUUCCACUGAUUAGCUUUGCGAGGAUUUCGGCAGAGCUAUUGGGUUUCAGGAUUCAAAUACAAAUGUUGGUGUCUAUAAAAGAAUGUUGUUAUUACAAUCACGGAUGUUUUAUCAUCAGUUUUAAAAUAAAUUGUAGCUCUGGCCGUCAAUGGGUUUCAAGGAUUUGAACUGUCUUGAGUAUUAUGAAAUGGGUAUAAAGGCUCUGAAUUAUCUUGAUUUAGCUACAAUGGAGUUAAACCAUAAUGAGAUUGCAAAUGAAACCGAGAAUAUUAGCAAGGAAGGUGAUGAGAUUUUGUCAGCAGAACUUGAUGAUGAGGAAUGCGUUCGUCUAAAGAAAAAGUCCAGAAGGGUGAGCUUUGCUGAUAUCACGUCUAUUCAUGUUUUUGAUAGAGAUGAAGACUUUGAAACGCCCCCAGACAAUAAGCCUAAUGCUGGAGACAACAUUGUUAAAACUCCACCAAGUGGGUCUUCAGAUUCUCAGCCUAAGGAUUUACAACACAAAGAUAUUGACCAACAUCUUCAAGUAACACCAAUAUCUAGUUUACAGAAGGAAGAAUUCGAGGUUUCUGAUGCUCAAGCUGCUACUCCAGUCAGUGUGUCCGAUAAAGGUUCACCUGGAGAAGAUAGGGAAUUCUUUGGGCCAGUUUCCUUAUGGCACAUUGCACCUGGAAUGGGUGUCUGCUCUCCUGUUGAAGAUGACAUUACGUUGGACUGCACAACAUUUUCAUUACAGUUUGGUAAACUUAUGAAUCCUGAUAAACAAUGCAGUAAUCCUGCUGAAGUAGUCAAAACUCCUGUGUCGGAAACUGAGGAAAGGGCACUUGGAACAGAAGAUUUCAAAACACCAGUAGAACAGACUGGGCAACCUUUGUCGGAAAAUACCAUGGCCCUUACCAAGCCGAAACAAGCUAGAUGGUGGGUUGUUUCAAAUGAUAAUACCUUGGACAAUUGUGAAGGAAUGAUUGGCAUGAGCUCAAGCCAGGAAAAGCAGAUCAAAUAUGAGUAUGAAAGUAUGUCCCCUUAUUUAGAAUCAAUGCUAGCUGAAAAAUUAUCAGAGGUUCAGCCUGAUGUCUCUUUCAAAGAGCUUAAUCAAGGGAAAGAGUAUUUUGGCUCUUCACAUUCUCAUACAGACUCAGCAUUUUGGAAGACAGGGCAGGGAAUGAAAUUAAAAGAUUCUGCUGGUGUAGAAAUUAAAACAUCUACUAUUGAAUCUGAAGCAUAUAUGAAAAAGGGUAAUGCCAUAUUGAUGACAGACCAGGAAAGAGACCAGCUUGCAAUUGAGAAUAUGCCAAAUAAACAAAAUAAAGGCACUGAAUUGACUGCAGCAGCAGACUCAUUUGUUUUUGAUUUUGAUAAAAAUCUGCAGCAACAGCAAUCACCAAGGUUGUUGAGGCCACAGUGGAAAUUGGAACCCAAUUUUCUUGUUGACAAAGAAGUGGAUGGGUGCUGCAUUGAUAUCAAUGCAAAUGAGUGUAGUGAGAACACUAAAGUGACGACGGAUGUCAAAAUUAUACCAUCUAUCAUUGAGACUGUAGGUACUGAGCAAUACAAUAAUACAGAAACAAUGGAAGGAGAAAACUGUUCUUCAAUCAAAUUUGAGGCAGAGCAACAGGAAAGACAAACAAAGAAAUUGUCAGAUUCAAAAGUGGGUAUGGAACCAAAGAAAUAUGCUGAUUUAGAAAUGCAUGGGUCUACCACUGGCUUCAUGGCAACUAAGCACUGUAGUGGUACUGGAUAUAUGACUACAUUAGAAGGAAACCAAUCUAUGACUGUGACUCCCAAAUUGGAAACAGGAAAUGGCACAUCUCCCUUGAAAUUUGAGACAGACCAGAGUCAAGAAAAAGAAAAAGAAAUUGUGACGUUGAACCUUAGAUGGGGGAUGGGAUUAAAGGAUACAAGUGAUGCGGAAGGUGAGACAUGUAAUAUUGACAUCAGAACAACCGAGAAUAAUGCUAUUGAAAGUGGCCAGUCUAUAGCUGAGAUUGCAGCACCUAACUCUGAGGAAGAUAACCAUUUAAGAUUAUCAGAUGAUUCACAUAUUGAAAAAAGUGAAGAGCAGCAAUGGCAGUAUAAAAAAAGUACACCAGUCAACAUGGAAUUGGAAGUCUCUGCCUUUGACGUCAGGGCAAAUAAGCAAAACAUUGACACAAAAUUGGUACCAGAUGGAGAAUUUAAGGGUCAUUUAGAAGCACAUGGGUCGACCAUUGACAUGAUGGCAACUAAGCACUGUAAAGAUACUGGCUAUAUGACUAUGUUAGAAGGAAAUCAAUCAAUGAUUGUCACUGCCAGAUUGAAAACGGGAAAUGACACAUCUCUCUCAAGUUUUGUGACAAACCAGAGUCAAGAAAAACAAAAACAAAUUGCAGCAUUUAACUCAAGAUGGGAUAUGGGAUUAAAGGAUCCAAGUAGUGUGGAAGUCGAGACAUCCAAUAUUGAUAUCACAACAACUGAGAAGAAUGCUACUGAAAGUAACCAGUUUAUGGUUGAGAUUGCAACAACUAACUCCAAGGAAGAUAACAAUUUAAGAACAUCAGGUAACUCACAUGUUCAUAAAUGUGAAGAGCAGAAGUGGCAGGAUACAAAAAGUGCACUGGUAGGGUUGGGAUGCUAUAUGGGGAACAAAAAUGUCAACAUGGAUCUUAAGAUGUCAGAGACUGAGAUUGCUGCAGCUAAACAUAAUAAUGUGACUGAAGUGACUCAAGAUGUACAAAUGAAUUUGUGUGUCCAAUCUCUUGAGGCAAUAAAAUGCCACGAAGAUGGUAAAAUGAAACAAGCUUGUGAAUUAUCUCUUUCUCAUUUUGAUGUAAUGCAGCAGAACCUGCAAGGGAAAUUGCUGGCGAGCCCUAGACCAGACACAACAGGAAAAGAUCUUGCAAUGAUAGAAGAAUUAUCUGCCACUGAUAGCAUAGCAACCAAUCAUGGAGUUUUAAAUACAGAUGCAGAUACCAACCAGUAUUUCCUUGAGACUCUGCCAACAAAGCAUACCCCAGUAUCUGUUUCCAAAUUUAAGGGUAUGCAGCACCAGGAACAACAAGAGAGAUUGCUGAAUUUGAAGCUGGAUGUAAAACUAAAUGAUGUGGGUUGUGUACAAACAGAAAGGUCUAACAAUUACAUUACGAGAUUUAAGGAGGGGAAUGACAUAAAGCUGACUCCAAAUUUGGAAAUGAACCACUGUGACACUAAAACUGUAUCAAUGGUAGAUAAUUUUCCUUGUAAACUUGAGGGGGAAAAUUCUCAAGAGAAAGAGAAAAGUAUCUCUUCGAAUUUGUCACAAGACAGAGAAGUUAACAAUCCUGUCAACAAGGAAUUGGAAGUCUCUACCAUCGACAUCAAGGCAAAUAAGCAAAAUGUUGACACAAAAUUAGCAUCAGAUGGAGAAUUGAAGGGUCAUUUAGAAGCACAUGGGUCGACCAUUGACAUGAUGACAACUAAGAACUGUAAUAAUACUGGCUAUACAACUAUGUUAGAAGGAAAUCAAUCAAUGAUUGUGAUUGCCAGAUUGAAAACAGGGAAUGGUACAUCUCUCUUGAAUUUUGAGGCAGAACAGAGUCAAGAAAAACAAAAACAAAUUGCAGCAAUGAUCCCAAAAUGGGGUAUGGGAUUAAAGGAUCCAAGUGACGUGGAAGUUGAGACGUCCAAGAUUGAUAUCAGGACAACUGAGAAUAAUGCUACUGAAAGUAGCCAGUCUAUGGUUGAGAUUGCAGCAACUAACUGUGAGGAAAAUAACAAUUUAUUAUCAUUAUUGGCUAAGCAUAAUAAUGUAUCUGAAACUCCAGAUGUAGAAAUGAAUUCAUGUGCCCUUUCAAUCGAGGCAGAAAAAUGGCAUGAAGACAGUGAAAUGAAACCAGUGUAUAAGUUAUCUCUUGACAGUUUUGAUGGAAAGCAGAAGAAACAACAGAGUAAAGUGCUGCUGAACCUUAGAACAGACACAAUGCAAAAAGAUUUUGCAAUGAUAGAAGAAUUAUCCACCACUGAUAACAUAGUGACUAAUCAUGCAAUUUUAAAUACAGAUGCAGAAAUCAACCAGCCUAUGCUUGAUAUUGGGCCAACAAAGCAUGUCCCACUUUCUAACCACAAUUUUAAUGGUAUGCAGCAUGAGAAACAGAAAGAGAGAUUGUCAAAUUUGAAAUUGGAUGUUAAAUCGGAUGAUGUGGAUUGUGUAGAAAAAGAAAAGUCUACCAGUUGCAUCAUGGAUUUUAUGGAGAGAAAUAACACAAUGUUGGUGCCAAAUUUAGAAAGGAACCAGUGUGAUACUAAAAUUGGGACAUCUGUAGAUAAUUUUCCUUGUAGAUUUGAGGGGGUGCUUUCUCCAGAGAAAGCGAAAGGGCUGUUCUUGAACUUGGCACAAGACAUAGAAGUGGAAGAACCUGUCAAUGUGGAAUUAGAAACCUCUGCCAUUAAUGUCAUGGAAAAUAAGCAAAGUAUUGACACAAAAUUGGCAUCAGGUGGAGAACUGAAGCAGUCAUUAGAGAUCAUGGUUGUUAAGCCCAACAAGGAUGGCCGAUGUACAUUGUCUGAUUGUCUAUCUGGUCUAAAUUUUAAUAGGAAGGACCAGAUGCAACAAUUAAUGCGGAAGUCAGAAUUGGAAAUGGAUCCCCAGAGAUCUCUGAACAUGGAAAGGGAGAUUUCUACAGUUCCAAUCUCAACAGCUCAGAACAAUAAAAUUAAUGUGACACAAAAAAUAGAAACAGACCAUCAGAUGGGGAUCACAGAAGCUAAAGACAAAGAAGAUGCCAUAUUUGUUCCAGACAUAGAAAAGAACCAGUCUCUUGCUCAGUUGCAUAAUCAAGUCAAGCUUUCUCCACCACAAUGCACUGCAUAUUUCAAUCGUGAGGAGGAGCACCAUCAACAGAAACAAGAACAGUUAUCAAUUUCUAGUAAAGGUUUCAAAAUACAUGGAAAGUCCAAGCUUUCAGAGGAUCAGCUGAUUGGUAAUUCGAAGGAAGCUGGAUCAAUUCUUAAACCAAUUGAAAUGAAUGUCACAAUGCCUAGAAAUAAACAAGAACUGAAGUCUUUUGGUUUUGUUGAGGACACGGUUUUGCUUGACAGAUGUGCCUCAUUUACUAAUGAGUAUUUAGAAGGGUCUGUUAAACAUUUUCCUGAGCCAGAUGGAGCAGAAGAAAGGAAGGGCACAGCGUUUGGUAAGGACUUAUUUCGUGUUUCUCCUGUUUCAAACAGAGAUACCCAGCAGGUUUGCCAACAUGUUGGUUCAGAACAGAUUGAGGUCCCUUAUUCAGUUCUGUCACAGCCAAAAAUUAAACAUUCCAUCCCUAGGUCUGAUUUGUCUCAUUCCAAGUGCGAUGCAGUUUCUGACAGUUCAGUGACACCUUUGAAGAAGCAGACAGAGUUAGAAAACACACAUAAAUAUCCAUUCAUUUCUGAUGAAAAUCUAGAAGAUAGUGACUCCAAGGACAUACAAGUAUCUUUACCAUUCUCUGCUUCUGUUAGCAAAUCACUUUUCAAGCCCAUGGAUUCAAAAGAAUGCCAUGAUAUUCCCAACAAUACUUUGUCUACUCCAAAGGAAUCUUCAGGCAACAGACUAGAAGUGAACUUGAAAUCUAGCAGUCAAAUUGUUCAGCCAAAUCUUUCCGUGUCAGGAAUUGAUCAAUGUAAAAGCAUUUUAUGUAAGAACAAACUUUCAAAGAAUCUAAAUAGUAUACAAAUUAACACUCCUUUAAAUAAGAGAACAGGUUUGGCUUUCCACUGCAGUUUGCCGACACAGUUGAUUUCUACUGAUAAGAAAAGCAAAACUGUGUGUGAGCUAUAUGAUCUGAAGCCAAAUUUGUCAGCAGUUCAUAAAGAUGCUUCAUUAUUUGGCAACCAACAUCAUGGUUUGUGUAGUAAUUCAGAGAGUGACUUAUCAUCUUCAGUGCGGCCCAUUCUUUCCCCUAUUAGAGGUACUAUGUGUGAGAUGACACCUUUGGGUCCUAUUGCUGACUGUGGUAGUUUAACUAAUGUGAAAAAGUCGAAUUAUCCAUCUGUCAUUAGAAAUGAUGCAAAAGGCUGCAGUACAUCAAACAAUAUCUUUUCCACACCUUUAAAUUUGAGCAAUUAUGGGGAUGCAAAUUAUGGUUAUUCACAUCUUAAUAGCAUAGAACACUUGAAUAUGUGUGGUGGAAGCAACCAGAUUGAUGUAAAAAGUUCCUUUAAAGAGCAUGCCAGAGAUACACACAAUGCAAAUCCAGUCUCCAAUGAGCACAAGCUAGUUACAAAUUUUAUGGACACCUGUGCAUCAAACAGAAAUUUGAUGAACAAUGACUUCUGUAGAAUUUCACAUUCAAAGGGCAACAUGCAAGGGCAGAGACAUAAAGAAUCUUUUCUCCAAAAGAAACCUGUCUUUUUAAAUCAUGAAAAUUCCAAAAAUUUUGAGUACACAGAUGGUGACAUCAUUCUUAGAAAUGCCGUUGACUCUGUCAACCAGCUGACAUCUGCAGUAAAAUUAAACACAGAAUGUUCAAGCACAAAAUCAAAGAAUGGUGAGGAAGUUAGUUGCAUGGGAACCGAAAACAUCGAGAUGCACAAUAAUUGUGGAAAUAUUUCCUUGCCCUUAUCAGAAAAGGAAUGUAGCUUAACUCAACGAAACAAAUUACAAUGGAAAAGCUUUGCAGAGACACAACUUCCAAGUUGUACAAGUGGAUUUAUUUCUGAAGGACCAAUGAUGCUACAGCAUGCCAGGGGUAAUGGUAGUGCUAAAACAUUUGAAUUCCCAUGUGCUACAGAAAAGAUAUUAUCCUUGCAGGCACACAAUGACAAGGGAUAUCUAAAUAAAAAGCGAAAAUGUCAAGAGAUGGAUGUACAAGACCCAGGCAGUUUGAUAAAAGAUCACACAAAUAGCAGCUUGAGUUUUGGUAUCGAGCCUGUGGAGAGUACUCUUAGUGGUAAAGUUUUUUUGGAAAAUUCAGAAGGAAGGAUGCCUUCUACCAAAAGACUCUUUGUUACUAGAACAAAACCUACAGAGGAUGUUAUUGCAGUGGAAUCAAGAAAGUUGAUUAAUGUUUCUGACGAGAUUUGUCAAGAAGUUGAAGAGCUGCAUAUUCCAUUGAUUUGCAAGCCUAAAACUCAAGAAGAAUGUUUAAUUUUUAUUUUCUUGUCACGACCACAACUUUGCCUUUUUCAAGAGACACUGAAAUUUAUCCAGGAAGACAUAGAUAGGAUGAAAAUUUCAAACAAUCAACAAUUUCAGGCAUCGGAUGUAAAGAAGUGCUCACAGACUGAAAGCAAAUUUCUUAAAAAGAGUUUGGGAUCUUUAAAGUGGUUGCAGCAAGUUGUUGCAUAUGAGAAGUCUAAAUUGCUACUACUGCAAGCAAAAAAACAUGAACUGAUGAAGGAGGCCCAAGAAUUGCAUCAUGGAUGCCAGGAACUGGACAAACUGAAAUCACAUUACUUACAAAUGACAGGUCGAUUUGGAGGAUCUGCUAAUACAUCCAUAAGCAGAGCAGAAAAAGAAGAUUAUGUUUGUUUUCUUGAAGCUGAAAUUAAGAAACAGGUGGAAAAUGUUUCAAAUAAGAGGAUGCUUACCCAGGGAAGUUUGCAUAAGAUUGAAGGAGAGAACAGGAAAGCAAGUGAAAGAGUUAUAGUUAUGAAGCCGGAGCUUGAGGUUCUUGACAAUAAGAUCAGAGAUAUGUGCAAGUUUUAUUGUGGAUUUCUGAAACUUAAAGAUGAUACAAACAAGGAAGAGAUUACAAAAAUGCUGAAAAUUCAUAUUGAAAAGCAAUCUCUAGCUACCCUUAUUCUUAAAGACAUCCAACUUUGGAUUAUGAAGGAUAUAAAAUGUAAGCCUGGCAGUCGUUUUAUUGAGCUUGCUUACUCUGAUAUUCUACACCAGAGGUUUGUAAUUGAGGGAGAUGGCCCAGAUGCAAAUGUUUUGGGUAGUAAUAGGCUGGAUAAGAAGACUGUUGAGAAGGCCUUUCCCUUAUUGAAUGCUACGGAAGCCUUUGGAUUUGUUCUGGAAUUGAAGCAAAGUCUCAAGAUUGGGGGGCCUGGAAGUAUUUCCCAAGUAGUUGUGGAAACAAGCUUUCUUUAUUGCACUUUGAUAUAUGUGCUGGAAGAAGUACAAACAUGUCGGAUGGGAUUACAGAAUCUCUCUUUUAUUCAAUUUGUUCGUACUCUUGGUGAAGAGUUGCAUUUACAGUUAAUAUUUAUUAACUGCACACUGGGGCUAAAGGCCAGAGUUAUACUUGAUAUGAGUAAUCUUCGGUGUGCGGUGUACCCUUCUGAUAUCCUUCCACUCCAAAUUGAUGUUGAACAAUUUGGGAGGCAGCCAAGAGAGUUAUUGAUUGUUGAGGAAGUUCAUGAAUUAACACUGGCCUUAAAACCAGGUUAUUCAAGGAUAAAAGAUCUCUGUGGUUGCAUCUCCAAGUUUAUCAAAAGCAGGAGAUAAUCCAUAACCCAAUGUACUCUUCAAAUUUGAUCUUGUCUUGACAAAAGUUGUGGGAUAUUUCAAAUAUUGCCUUCAUAUCACCUUCAACAUAUUUAAUACAUCUGUUUGGCCUGGCAAUUUUAUAUCCCAGCUGAGGCAGUCUCUUGCUGCUAUAAGGUAACAUUGGCAUGCCUAAUGACACAAUUAUGCUGUUAUUGACCAUGAACGGCAUUUGGUGUAUUUUACUGAGAAAAUCUAUAAUGUAUUAGUUCAUUUUUUAUUUAAA
Molecule: messenger RNA, 8905 nt
Organism: Cryptomeria japonica (Japanese cedar)
Lineage: Eukaryota; Viridiplantae; Streptophyta; Pinopsida; Cupressales; Cupressaceae
Exons: 18
Coding region: 409-8640 (2743 amino acids)
Source: RefSeq, a predicted model, not a curated record